Messenger RNA from Heteronotia binoei (common prickly gecko), 1174 nucleotides. RefSeq names its product granzyme A-like. The coding region runs from base 11 to 787 and encodes 258 amino acids. NCBI's taxonomy places the organism in Eukaryota, Metazoa, Chordata, Lepidosauria, Squamata, Gekkonidae. The record is from RefSeq and is a predicted model, not a curated record. Gene Ontology annotation, biological process: proteolysis. Gene Ontology annotation, molecular function: serine-type endopeptidase activity. The transcript has 5 exons.
CAAAGCACUAAUGAUGGAGCUUGUCUUUGUCUUAUAUUUCUCUGCUACCAUUUUGCUUAUGGAGAUUCCCAAAGGUCAAAGUGCCAGUAUAAUUGGAGGGAAAGAAUCAUCUCCCCAUUCAAGACCUUUCAUGGCCCUAAUCAAAGGAAAAGACUACUGUGGAGGAACUUUGGUCAAGGAAAGCUGGGUUUUAACAGCUGCUCAUUGUAAUGUGGGCAGUAAUCCUGAAAUCAUUCUUGGAGCUCAUUCAUUAUCUAAGAAAGAAGAAACCCAGCAGAUUUUUAAAAUUGUUAAAUCGGUACCCUCCCCAUGCUUUAAUUGGGACACCAUGGACAACGACAUUAUGCUUCUCCAGCUCAACAGAACAGCAAAACUCAACCAAUACGUGAAGACCAUUAAGCUUACUAAUAUUUACAAAGAUCUCAAAGCAGGCACACAGUGUCUUGUAGCUGGAUGGGGCAUUACUCAUAACAAAGACAGAAAAGCCUCCGAUACGCUGCAUGAAGCGAAUGUCACAGUCUUUGAGAGGAGCAUCUGCAAUGACAUGAAACACUACAAUUCCAAUCCAGUUGUCACACUGAACAUGGUAUGUGCUGGUGACAAGAAAGGAAAGAGAGAUACAUGUAAGGGUGACUCUGGUGGUCCUUUGAUAUGCAAGGGUGAACAAAGAGGCAUCACAUCCUUUGGAAAACCAUCAAAAUGUGGCACAGCCCAAUACCCUGGUGUCUACACUCGGCUUACAAAGACCCAUCUCUUGUGGAUACAUAAAAUCAUAGGAGGCGACUGAACAUCAAUUUUGUGAUUCCCUUUCCUGAUAAUUGCCAUUUUGGCAGGCCUUUACAAAUUGCUUUCAUUCAGGCAAAAGUAUAUUAUGAAUAUUGCAAUCUUUCCCAAUUAAUAAAAUGCACUGGUCGUAUACGUUCUAAUCAAACAAUUAAUGAAUAUAAUUGCAUAUUAGUAACACUGUAAUUGUGAGUUAAAAUUCUGCAUGAAUAUAUCUUACUGUAACCAUCUCAGAAGAUACGUUACAGUAGAAGGAAUGUCUUUCUUAAAUCAGGGUGUAUGGCUCAGCUUUUAAAUACUUAAUAUAGUACCUUCAUGGGAAAAAAUGCUUUGCAAUUAAUCAUGGACAUGAUUCAUCUAUCCAAUUAUGCAAUUAAAUAUUGCAGCCCUA